This is a messenger RNA of Pyricularia grisea, 1068 nucleotides long. RefSeq lists its product as uncharacterized. The annotation marks the transcript as partial. NCBI's taxonomy places the organism in Eukaryota, Fungi, Ascomycota, Sordariomycetes, Magnaporthales, Pyriculariaceae. The transcript is spliced from 3 exons. Gene Ontology annotation, cellular component: endoplasmic reticulum. The record is from RefSeq and is a predicted model, not a curated record. Gene Ontology annotation, biological process: protein folding; response to endoplasmic reticulum stress. Gene Ontology annotation, molecular function: protein disulfide isomerase activity.
CCAACAGAACCCAAAUCAGCGGACUUGGAAGUAGAGUGGCUUCGGGCAGCUUCAGAAGCGCCAGAAUCCCUCUUGGCCGUAGACUGCUCCAACCAUGAAAAUGACAACUUCUGCGCAAGCCAUGCAGGCGGUAGCUACCCUGCUAUUCGACUUUUCCAGGCUGCUAGCCCUGGAUCCAUAUAUCAGGGGCCAAAGUCGGCGAGAGCUAUUGUCAACUUCCUAGCUCGCCACAAGUGCCCCCUCGUCUCCGAGCUUACUACCGCAGAGGAAUACUCCGCACUGCUGACUGUCGACGAGACCGUAUUCAUCGCCUACGCACCAACUCCAGCGCAGCGCAGCCUCAUCCAGGACGCCGCGGUCCGUUACCGCGACGAGUUCACCUUUGGUCUCGUCGUCGACCCGGCCAUCAUCCCCGGAGAACCGACAGGGACCACCACGACCCCCUUCGUGCUCUGCCACCGAUCUGAUGACGCCGCCACGUCCCGCCUCCCGCUCGUCCAAGACUCUUCCUUCACCUCAACGUCUCCCGACGCCCUGACCGUCUUCAUCGAAGAAGCCAGCCGGCCCACCAUUGCUGAGCUCACCGCACGCAGCCACGCCCGCUCCAUCGCCCGCGGCGCGCCUAUAGUGUACAUCUUCGCGCGAACGCUCGCGGAGCGUGCUUCUCUGCGGACGAGUCUGCACCGGCUCGCGACCGGCUACCGCGACUUGCUGACCAUCGUGACGGUCGACCCGGCCGAGUUCCCAGAGCUGCCGGGCAGGCUGGGCCUCGGCGGGGCGGGCGAAGAAAUCGUCGAGGGCCGACCGGCAGGCGCUCUGCACCAGCUCUCCAAGGACAGGGUCUACCCGUACCCGCGCGGACGGCCCGUCGACCCGCGGUCCAUCCAACAGUGGGGUCUGGACGUGUUCCAGGGCCGCGUCAAGCCCUGGACGCCGCCGGGUGUCACCACCUCGUACGAUGACCUGGGUCCCACCAGGGUCGCGGCCGCCGCCACAAGGAAGAUCUCGAUUGCCAACAUACCGGGCCUCAACAUCAAGAUUGCUGGACAUAGACAGGACGAGCUUUGA